AUGAUGAUGCAAGUAAAAGCUAGCGCUCCGAAGAUGGACCGCAACGGUUAUUUCUUCUACGUCACAUCAACUGCGAAAAAGAAAAAAAUAAGCCUAAUGCAACCUCGACCUCCGCGCGUAGCUUUCGUUGACGAGAAAAAGCGUCCCGGGGUAGCUGAAAGAGUCCAAAGCUCAGUCAGUACGGCUCCGUGUGCCGGAGAGUUUACACGCGUGGGAUUUAUGACGCAACGCGGUCUGUCGCCGGCGCCACGCGCGCGUUUGUAUUCGCAACUUGAAAGCUAUCAACCGAGAUAUCAUACGAUUCGUGAUAAUGGUGAUAAAAGAGUGGAAAGUGAGUGUAGAAGGAGAAAAAAGGAGCAGAAGGUGAUCGGAUACCAGCAAGUUUUAAGGUAA
Molecule: messenger RNA, 393 nt
Organism: Diatraea saccharalis (sugarcane borer)
Lineage: Eukaryota; Metazoa; Arthropoda; Insecta; Lepidoptera; Crambidae
Source: the annotation of a GenBank genome assembly